Molecule: messenger RNA, 618 nt
Organism: Fusarium graminearum PH-1
Lineage: Eukaryota; Fungi; Ascomycota; Sordariomycetes; Hypocreales; Nectriaceae
Exons: 2
Coding region: 1-618 (205 amino acids)
Source: RefSeq, a predicted model, not a curated record
AUGUCGUCCUCCAAAAGCAAAGGCAAAGGCAAAGCCCCUGCUAUCAGUCCUGAACAAAAAUCUCAGCCUGAAUCUCAGCCUGAAUCGCAGCCUCAAUCGCAGCCCGGGCCUUCUACAUACAGGAAGCCGCUACCCCCUAGAACAGGAUACGAUGCAGAUGUGCUCCGUGAGAUGUGCGACACUGUCCGCACCAGUCUGCAUGAGGGACGCCCUGAACCUCGGUGGGAAGAGGUCAUGGGAUUCCUCAAAGCAGUGUUGAGGGAUGAGGGUGACGGCAGCGGUAGUCAUGCCAUAGAGAUCGAGACUAUCCGGAACACGCACCUGGACAAACUCAUAUCGGAUAUACUAAAUCCGAGAUACCGACAUCCCAGGGUGCCCACGAGAUUUGCAGCAGAUAUCCAGCUGGUGGAACGAUUAGAGCGCAAAUGGAUCGAGCGGUUUCGAGGUCCCUACUUUCACAUCGAGGAGCAUCGCUACCGCGAAUUGUCCCAGAAGGGCCGACUCAGAGAUGUGACGCCGAACCUUGGUGCUCAAGAUCCUGAGGACCGCUGGCAAGCCAAUGAUGGCGAGACACUUUCAGAGAUGGAGGGAAAUCUGGAGAUCGAACCUGGGCAGUAA